Messenger RNA from Amaranthus tricolor (Joseph's coat), 2630 nucleotides. Its product is annotated as protein TILLER ANGLE CONTROL 1-like. Gene Ontology annotation, biological process: morphogenesis of a branching structure. The record is from RefSeq and is a predicted model, not a curated record. The transcript has 4 exons. The coding region runs from base 51 to 911 and encodes 286 amino acids. Lineage: Eukaryota; Viridiplantae; Streptophyta; Magnoliopsida; Caryophyllales; Amaranthaceae.
CUCUUCUUUGCCUACCAACAAAACAAACUUAGUCCAAGUAAAAAAAAAAAAUGAAGGUCUUUAAUUGGGUUCAUCCGCGAUUUCUCAAUGUUAAUCCGUGCACAGCUUUUCUCGAAGAAAAUGGAACACAAAAAGAUGAGAGUUCAAAAAUAGAAAAUGAGAUGAAUGUUUUCCAUGGCCAUAAUUCUCAUAUGAUAGUAGACAUGCUAGACUCUUGGAAAGAUGGAAUUCUAUCCAUUGGUACCAUUGCUAUUAGUCCCUUAGAGGCUAGUAAAUAUGCAAUGCUUGAAGAAAUUCAUGAUGAUAAUCAUGACUAUGAUGAUGAUCAUCAUGUUAUUGAUGAUCGUUAUGAUCUUGAUGAAAAUGAUGAUCAAUCAAGUCCAUUGAUGAAUGUUGAGUACUUUAGCCAUGAAUUAGAUAAAGUUAUUGGUGCUAAUCAUGAGAUUAUUGAGGAAGAACAAGUUUAUGAGAAUAAUAAUUGUAUUGAAGAUGAAGAACAAAGCAGGAGGAGAGUCACUCUUGCUGAACUUUUCUUGGAAGAUUCUGAUUAUCAUCAUAAUGUGAAAGUAUUGCAAGAUGAUGAUGAUGAUGAUGAUGAUGAUGGUGUUAAGGGUGACAUCAUGAUGAAUGAAAAACAAGGUAUUGAUAUGAUGAUCAUGAAGCCUAAUUCUUUAGCUAAAAAUGGUCUCUUCAAAGCUAAAAAGCUUCUUAAAGAGGAUUUGCACCCACUCAAGAAGUUCAACCAGUUAAUGAAAAGGAUGAUGAAGAAAAAGAUUCAUCCGGAUGACUUAGAAGGAAAACUGCACAAAGACAUGCAGAUCCAUCCAAGCAGUCCCACCAAUGGUCAAGAUCUCUCCAAUGACGAGUUAGCUUCAUUGCUUCUCAUUCAAGGUAUAUUAUCUUCUAACUGAUUAUCCGUUGAUAUCACUGGCGGAUCUACGACUAAAAAUUAUGGAUAGUACUAAUGUGUUAAAGUAAAUUAAUAAAAAAUUCGGAUGAGUUUUGUUUGUAAAAUAAACAAUCCAAAAAAUUUCUAUUACUCCAAAUUAACUUGUACAAGUAAAAUAUCACAAUAAUAAUCUUAUGUCACUGCCAAUAUAAAUAAAAAGGGUGAUAAAUGUCAUCCACACCGCAUCUAUAAAGUUAUAAGUUACAAGAGAUCAAAGUUUGACGUAGUGAAAUAUUUCCUCCGUUUUGAAAUAUUCGCUACAGUACAAUUAUUAACACUAUUUAUCAUUUAAGCUUAUUUUAUAUAUUACGUCUUAUAUGUAAGACAAGUAAGAUCCAUAAAUUUUUAAUGUGUGUUGUUGAGUGUUGUGUCCCCAAACACUAGCAAAUAAUUGAAUUUCCAACAAAAAUGGUACAUAUACAUAGAAGCAAUAGAAUAAGUCUUUUUACUUUGACCAAGUUGGGACCCAAUAUUACCACUCAUGUAAUGUGAUCCAAUUAACUUGCAUAAUCCAUUUCAUCUACCUUUUGAGUUUUGAUAGAAUUUAAGUAGUGACUAGUGAGAGCUCACUAUGAAUCAUUAUUUGGGAAUUUGCACAUGGAUUCUUUUGUUUUCAUGAAAUGAUGUGUUCAUGUUUUUUAUUUUUAUGGCAAAAAUUUAAUCUUUUAUCAUUUUCAAAAAAAUUAAUUUCUUCGCUUGUAUAAGCAUAUAUUAGAGGUGUGUAAAAUGUGGCAGAUUAGAUAACAAAUUAGAUACGAGGGAUUUUUUAUAAUGAUGUAUCAAAUCUAAAGGAGUAUAAAGAAUAUUAUAGAAUCAUUUAAUUAUUUAAGGGUUAGAGUUUUUGAAAUAUGAAAGAUGGAUUCCAUCCUCUAAUACUGAUAUUACACCUUUUUUGAAUGAGUGAAUAAUGUUAGCUUAGAGUAUUCCGUUUUAUGAUUAAGAUAAGAAAAAAACAUAAUAAUAUCUUUAUCAUUCACCUUAUCUCCUCGAAUGGACUACAUUAUUUUCGUAAUAAUAUCUAUUAAUAAAAUUUACUUUCAGAAUCUAUUAUGAAAAUGGUCUUAUGCUUUAUAAAUUCUCACGGACACAUUAAAUCUAUGUCUUUAUACCGUCCUUACAAAUUAAUUUUUUUUUGUUUAAUCCUCUCCAAACUUAAUAAAGUAAUAACAUCGACUUGUAGCAAACUUUAAAUAUAAUAUUUUUUUUGUAAAUUAUGUACCUUUUUAUUCCUCUGAGAUGAUUACUGAUAGGGUUGGUAGUAACACUUUUCAUUUCCCCUCACAACAUAACAUUAUAGUAAUAAUCUCAAAGCAGACAGAUUGAGAAACCAAUUAAUAAUGCCCUCAUAAUUCCUUGUACAGCUGCUAUGGUUUGAGGUCUAAGCAGCAGACAGGUGAUGAAUUUGAAGGUUCCAAGGAAGCCCUAUGAUUGCUUGUAAAUCAAGUGAUGUAUAAUAUGCAUUGUAUGACUCAGGAAAAUGCUUAGCUUUUUUUAAUUCUACUCGUUUAAUUAAAAUGGAUUUGCUUUUCUUAAGGGCUAAUCAUGAAUACUCCUACUCCUACUCCUACUAUUAGUUGUUUGUGGAUGCUUUUAGAAUUAUGUAUGUAUGUCACUUCCGAUUUGUUCUUGCUUCUACUACUAUAAUAUAAACUAUGUUUAAAGAUUUGAUAUUUUUGCAAAA